AUGCUGCGACAAGAAAUUGGAUGGUUCGACAUGCCCGAAAACCAGCCCGGUGCAUUAACAGCUAAACUGGCUACCGACGUAUCUAAGCUGCGCUAUAUUUCCGGCUCCCAACUGGGUAUCAUCAUGGAGGCCAUUGUUUUGACAGUGGUCUCGUUGGUUAUUGCAUUCGUAUACUCCUGGCAGCUAACUUUACUCUUCCUGGCCUUUUAUCCAUUCAUUGUGCUAAGUGGAGUGGCGCAGGUUCGACGCAUGUCAGGAUCGUCCGGUGGGAACAAGGAUACAAAAACCAUGCGUAUUGCACAAGAGGCAUUCGCCAAUAUAAGAACCGUAACUACGCUGAUCCUAGAGGACUCCUUUUAUGAUAAAUUCAGCACCUGUUUGAUCAAUGAUUUCAAAAAAGUAGUGAAGGCAUGUCUCGUGGAUGCUCUUAUGUACGCCGUGACCCAGUCGAUGGCCAUGUUUGCUUUUGCCGCUGUAUUUGGAUUGGGUGCAUAUUUAGUUGAGAAGGCAGUUUUGGGAGCACCAGCAAUAUUCAGAGUUUUUGCAGUAAUGAACAUGAGUGCUCAAGCACUCGGGAGACUUGCCUCAGUGGCACCGGAUACGAAAAAAGCUGCAACUUCAUGCAAAGCUAUCUUUGCCACACUAGAUCGAAUUCCUCGUAUACAAACAGAUCAAGGAUUGGAGCCGAAUACGGAAUUUGAAGGGAAAGUAACAUUUAAUAAGGUUUACUUCCGCUAUCCGACGCGUCCUGAAGCACGCAUCCUCAAAAAUUUCAGUCAUACAGUUCAGCCCGGUCAAACAGUGGCUCUAGUCGGUCAGUCUGGUUGUGGCAAGUCCACAUUAUUGCAACUGGUACAAAGAUUCUAUGAUCCGUCAAACCACGGACCGGAGAGUGGGGUUUUCUUUGACGAGUGGAAUUUGCGUGAUCUGGCACCCCGAUGGAUCCGACGACAAAUCGGUAUUGUGUCACAAGAGCCCAAUCUGCUCGACAUUACUUUGAGAGAGAACAUCGCUUACGGGGAUAAUACACGUGAAGUACCGAUGGAUGAGAUCAUUGAAGCAGCUCGACAAGCCAACGUGCACGACUUUAUCAACUCACUGCCGGAUGGUUAUGAAACUCUGGCUGGCCAGAGUGGUUCUCAGUUAUCCGGUGGACAGAAACAGCGCAUUGCCAUUGCCCGUGCUCUGCUCCGUAAACCGAAAUUGUUGCUGUUGGACGAAGCCACAUCUGCUCUGGAUAAUGAGAGUGAGCGCAUUGUACAGGAGGCCUUGGAUAAAGCUACCGGGUCGCAUACAUCCCUGGUAGUCGCACAUCGUCUAACCACAGUUCAGAAUUCCGAUUUGAUUGUCGUUCUGGAUAGUGGUCGCAAAAUCGAGUACGGACCACCGGGUGCUCUGAUGGAAGCGAAAGGAGCGUUCUAUGCACUGCACAGUGCUGAACAAGCCAGUUAA
Messenger RNA from Echinostoma caproni, 1452 nucleotides. The record is from the annotation of a GenBank genome assembly. Lineage: Eukaryota; Metazoa; Platyhelminthes; Trematoda; Plagiorchiida; Echinostomatidae.